CUCCUCGCGGGGCCGCUGUCUUUUUCCACUCUAACAGAGAAGACCUUACGAGCAUCCCUGGCCCACACCCUCCACCAUCUUCCGGGAUUUCCUGCAGGCCCACCUUUGUGAGCCCGGAGCUUGCUCCGCCCCAGUAGAGCCCCCUGGACACGUUGCUUAUUUGUCCUAGAUCUUCGAUUCCCGGAAGGCAUGGUGUGAAUUUGAUUCAGCUGUCAAAUAAAGGAAACUGCAGUAGAACGAUUCAUGGUUCAAAUAAAAAAACUUAGAGAAAAGAACCAAAAGAAUCAUGAAAGAAAUAGACGCUUGAAGGACGAACAGGUUUGGCACAUACGGAACCUGCUAAAGGAACUGAGUGAAGACAGAUUAGAGGGAGUACCAGUUGUAACAAGAGAGGAAGUUGAAGAAGCAAUGAAGGAAAAAUGGACGUUUGAAAGAGACCAGGAAAAAAAUUUAAGAGAUAUGCGCACACAAAUAAGUGAUGCUGAGAAGCUAUUUCUUGAGAAACUCAGUGAGAAGGAAUAUUGGGAAGAGUACAAGAAUGUAGGGAGUGAACAACAUGCUAAACUCAUCAUCUCUUUAGAGAAUGACAUCAGCAGAGUUAAAGAGAAUGCAGAGAAAAUGUCAGAACAGUAUAAAAUCACUCUGGAAGAUACUAGAAAGAAAAUAAUCAGAGAAACUUUGUUACAACUGGACCAUAAGAAGGAAUGGGCCACACAGAAUGCUGUGAAGUUCAUCGACAAGAGCAGCUAUCGAGAGAUCUUGGAGAAUGACUGGCUUAAAAAAGAGAUUGCAGUCCACAGGAAGGAAGUGGAAGAGUUGGAAAAAACUAUUCAUAAACUGGAAGAAGAAAAUUUGGUGCUUAUUGAUCAACUAUUCAACUGUAGACUUGUGGAUCUCAAAAUAUCCAGGCGACUAUAUCUUACCCAAGCAGCUGGACUGGAAGUGCCACCUGAAGACAUUCCUUUGGAGUUGCCAGAAAUAACUACUGAGGAGAAGUCAAAAUUGCAACCUAUACAAGUAAAAAGUAGCAGCAUGAUGUUUCCACCAGUUGAGACUACUUCCUUACCUACAAGUUACAAAGACAGUAUCAGAGAUGCCCUGUAUGUGAACACAGAUGAAAAGGAGAGUUCAUGCCUGGAGUUUGAGGCCUCUGAUAUGAAAUACUUACUAUAUGAGGAUGAGCGGGAUUUCAAGGAUUAUGUAAACUUGGGCCCCCUGGAAGUGAAGCUCAUGAGUGUGGAGAGCAAGAAAAUGCCCAUUCAUUUUCAAAACAAAGAAGUUCCAGUCAAAUUCUGUGAAGAUGUCAGCAACCCAGAAAGCUACAUAACAUAUAAGAUGAUGAAGUCUUUUGUUCAAGAAUGAAAAACUGCAAAGUAAAAACAAUUUUUCCUUAUAAAUGUUCCUUGGGAA
Messenger RNA from Choloepus didactylus (southern two-toed sloth), 1410 nucleotides. It is a transcript of the gene CCDC83, whose product is annotated as coiled-coil domain containing 83. Lineage: Eukaryota; Metazoa; Chordata; Mammalia; Pilosa; Megalonychidae. The record is from RefSeq and is a predicted model, not a curated record. The coding region runs from base 244 to 1362 and encodes 372 amino acids. The transcript has 11 exons.